GCUCCCGGGGAGCCCGGCGGGCGGGUCGCAACCCCGCAGGUCCGCGGGGCCGCCCAGGAGAAUAUGAAAGUGUUACUCAGGCUUGUUUGUUUCAUAGCUCUACUGAUUUCUUCUCUGGAAGCUGGUCAAUGUGAGGAACGUAAAGGACAAAUGAUUUUAAUUUCUUCUGCAUAUGAAAUUGGUGUUCGUACAUGUCCUCUUAACCCAAAUGAAAACAAAGGCACUAUAAAUUGGUAUAAAAAUGACAGCAACACAGCUAUACCUAUGGAAAGAGGCUCCAGGAUUCAUCAAUACAGAGAUAAGCUUUGGUUUGUUCCAGCUAAGGUCGAGGACUCAGGACAUUACUAUUGCACAGUGAGAAAUUCAACUUACUGCCUCAAGAUAGAACUAAUUGCAAAGUUUGUACAACAUGAACCUGACCUGUGUUACAGUGCACAAACCAUGUACAUACAGAAACUAAUUAUUGCAGGAAAUGGACAACUUGUGUGUCCUUAUUUGGAUUAUUUUAAGGAUGAAAACAAUGAGUUACCCAAAAUAGAGUGGGAUAAGGACUGCAAACCUCUGCUUCUUGACAAUGUAAACUUCAUUGGAGAAUCAAAUAAACUCAUCAUCAUGAAUGUGACUGAAGCGCAUAAAGGCAACUACACUUGCCGUGCAUCCUACGUGCUCUUGGGAAAGCGGUAUCGCAUCACGCGGAUGAUCGAGCUUUUAACUCUUGAGGAGGAGAGGCCCCAGAGCCCUCAGAUUGUGAGUCCGGUGAACGAGACGACGGAAGUGGUCCCGGGAUCCCAGAUACAGCUGGUGUGCAAUGUCACUGGCCCUGACACUAACUUUGUCUACUGGAAGUGGAACGGGUCGCUAAUUGAUGACGACGACCCAGUGCUGGAGGAAGACUACAUACUAGUGGAAAAUCCUUCAUCCAAAAAAACGAAUACAGUCAUCGUAACGCUUACUAUUUCAAAAGUGAAAAGUAAAUUUUAUCUAUAUCCAUUUACCUGUGUAGCCAGGAAUAAAUAUGGUGUAAAUUCAGCAUAUAUCCAAUUAAUACACCCAGUCCCCAGUUUCCAGCAGCACACGAUUGGUAUAUUUGUCAUGUUAACAGUAGUGAUUACGAGCUUUGUUUUCAUCUAUAAAAUCUUCAAGGUUGACAUUGUACUUUGGUACAGGGAUUCUUGCUACGAUUUUCUCCCAAAAAAAGCUCCGGACGGAAAGACCUACGAUGCGUACAUACUGUAUCCAAAGACCCUGGGGGAAGGGUCCACCUCUCGCGCGGAUGCUUUUGUGUUUAAAAUCUUGCCUGAGGUCUUAGAAAAACAGUGUGGCUACAAGCUGUUCAUUUAUGGAAGGGAUGACUACGCUGGGGAAGACAUUGCUGAGGUCACCAAUGAAAACAUAAAGAAGAGCAGAAGGCUGAUUAUUAUUUUGGUCCGAGAAACAUCGGGGUUCAGCUGGCUGGGGAGUUCGUCUGAAGAGCAUAUCGUGCUGUACAACGCCCUCGUUCAGGAUGGGGUCAAAGUCGUCCUGCUGGAGCUGGAGAAGAUCCAGGACUACGAGAAAAUGCCCGAGUCCAUCCAGUUCCUCAAGCGAAAGCAGGGGGCCAUCCGCUGGUCAGGGGACUGGACGGCGGGGAGGCCCCAGUCCGCAAAGACAAGGUUCUGGAAGAAGGUCCGGUACCACAUGCCGGCUCAGCAGCCCCUGCAGCCCAGCGCCAGCGGCUGUCUGCAGCCCCAAGGCCGACUCCGGGGUGAGACUGCGAGGGGAGGGCCCCGUGCCUCUAGGGGAGCAGGUGACGCCUGUCCUGUGGCACUGGGCUGGCCGGUGCCUUGCUGAUGUACACGCAGAGUGCCCUCGCAUGACCCUUCUCCCCAGGCCACCUGGAGUCGGAUUGUUGAGGGACCAGGGAGGUGACAACAGCAGCCCGGGCACCUCAAGGCAGAGGAGUGGGGAAGGCCUUCCGAAGGCCGCCCCUGCCCUCGGACGUGUGAGCUGCGGGGAAAAGGCCCUGGGGAGCAAACAACCGGACAGAACGCUUAGAAAAUAUAACGAUCUAGAGACAGUGUUAUGACGUCACCAACAGUUCAAGGGGGGCUGUGCCAGACUAGGGGUAGCAGGGUCCUUGAUGGCAGGGUGGGAAGACGCUACUUCUCAGAAAGAGGAGACGUGUGGGAGAACUGUCCACUGGCCUGCGUUUCAUACGCAUCCACCGCCAGCAGCAGCUCCGAAGCCAGUUGUGUUGUUGAGACCUUUAAAAUGCCAUUGCAACAGAAAAGGGCUCUCCAGGGCUCCCAGGCUUGACAGUAACCGGGGCUUUCCACCGGAGAGAGUCCAAAGCAAGGGUAGCAGGGAGGGACCCUUCUGUGGUGCCCGGGGGCCAUUCUGUCCCACCUUGUUCCGCAUGUCACUUGGCUCUUUACUUCCAAGUCCCUCCCUCCUCCGCGGGGUCACACACGACCCACAGAGUAGCCACCCUCCUAAGCCACUGCUCUCCUCCACGCAGCUCGCCGGGUCAGGAGCAAAGCCAGGUUACCCACUGGCAUGUCACUGUGGGGCUGUGGUCCAGACUGGGGGUUCCGGCCGGUUUGCGCAGUGCUACGUGGAGAGCGCCCACGGACCACCUUUCGCUGUUGGCCGUCGCCUUGAUUCUGUGAAGCCAGCAGCUGCUUACAGCAGUCGCUCUCAGCGCUGGGCUGGCCGCGCCGCGUCCGGGCAGCCGAGGCUGUGACCACAGGGCCACCCCUGUCCUUCCCGCCCCGCCUCCUGUGGGAAGAAAUGGUAGUUUGCAGGAUGGUGCCUGCUUCUCAUUCCUGUGAAUGUUGGGAUUAACAAAAAUCACGUUAGGUUUUUAUGGAAAAGUUUCUGCCUCCAUAUAUUCUUCCCCUAAAGUAAACGCACGCUGGUAAAUGAAAACGAGAGCAAGUUGUUUCUCUGGUGGAGAAGAAAAUUUAAACACUGGACAGCAGUCCCAGGACAGGGAGAACCGGGCACUGCCCGCUGUGUGCCGCCUGCUGAGGUCACAUGGACAUGGUGGGCCUUUGUUUUUGGUCUCUUUAAUAUUUAAUAUUUUAGGUGAACACAAACUUUCAUUUGGUAUUUUUCCCCUCAAAAGUAAUCAGAACUGGACAGAAACGGAUUCACUGCCGCCUCUUCCCACCUGUUUCUCUUCUUAAAGAGAGCGCCUUCUUUUCACCUGGCAGCUCUCGGGACCCAGCCAGCAGCUGGGGGGUGCAGGGGGGACUGUCCUCUCCCCACAGGCCGAUCAGAUGCUUCACGUCGUGCCGAGAGUGUUCGUCGGUCAGCUGUAGAAAUGCCCACACGGGAGUCCCAGGAAAGCCGCUCUGAGGACCAGCCAGGAGCUGAGGAGCGGGCAAACACCAGGGCCGGCCCGCCGGGCGGAGGAGGCGGAGGGCCCCAGAGGAAGGUGUGCCCCGAGCUCCCCGACAACUGCCUUUGUUCUACUGUCCCCCCAAAAGCUCCGUUAAGCCUGUCCUGUCAGGGCUUCCUCGGGAACUAGGUUUCCUGCGCCCCCGACGGCAGUUUUGUCAGCUGAGUGCUUGGACGGGUUUGCACGUGCACCGGAGGGUGUCGUUCAGGCUGCUGCGUCCUCCUGGCCCCGUCUCACCUGCAGUUGCAGUACGGAGCCGGCGUGACGGACAUUGUGACAAUUAUAUCUGUAACUGGUAAUGAGGAGGAGCUUUCUGCAGACGCAUGUGUAUCAAUAAGUCAGCAGCAGAUACCAAAUAUUUUUUUAGUAAAAACACCAAUUCAUGUACAGCAUGUAUCAUUGAUCAGUGGACUGUACUUGUUUUCUAAUAAAAUUGUCAGCACCUGG
Messenger RNA from Eptesicus fuscus (big brown bat), 3829 nucleotides. It is a transcript of the gene IL1R1, whose product is annotated as interleukin 1 receptor type 1. The record is from RefSeq and is a predicted model, not a curated record. NCBI's taxonomy places the organism in Eukaryota, Metazoa, Chordata, Mammalia, Chiroptera, Vespertilionidae. The transcript is spliced from 11 exons. Gene Ontology annotation, biological process: regulation of inflammatory response; signal transduction. Gene Ontology annotation, molecular function: interleukin-1, type I, activating receptor activity. The coding region runs from base 64 to 1830 and encodes 588 amino acids.